UAGAAAGUGGUACUACGUCGCUUGGUUGCUAUUAAUAUCAAUUUAUCAUUUUUAUUUUUAUGGGUUAUCUGUCAGAUCUGACGAACUUACAGAUGACGUUACAAAUCUAAGUUUGCAUGUGUUUGUGUUGUGUAGGAAAAGAAGACGAUUGGAUUUGACAUUUGCAAAAGAAAUAUCAAAAGUAUUCAGGAUAAUCAGAAAUAUCUCACUAUUAAAUGUAGUAUUUCAGGAAUAUAAAGGCAUUAAAAUGACCGAUGUAAAUAUAGACGUUUCUGGUGAAAUGCAAUCGCCUCCAGAACCAAAAUCUGGAUUUCCUAGUUUUUCGCAAAUACAAUCUCAGUUAGGACGAGUUCCAAAUGUGACAGAAUUCAUUGCGCAGAGAAGACAAAAUAUUAGAUCAUGGAGUGAAUUUGCUCAGACAUCAAAUUUUAAAGCUCCAGCUUCUUUGCCACGAUUGAGCAAAAGAAUAGUACGAAAUAUACAACAUUUUCAAAGCAAUUAUUUGUUUGUCUUUAUUGGUCUAUUUCUUUAUUGUCUGAUAACAUCUCCUUUGUUGUUGUUGGUUCUGGCCGGAGUAGCAUUUGCUUAUUAUAAAAUCAAAUCAGCAAAUGUUCAUAUGUCAAUAAUGGGUCGAGAAUUAACACCAACACAGCAAUGUGUGGCUGUAGCAGCUGCCUCUUUACCUGUUCUAUAUAUAGCAGGAGCUGGUGCUGCAGCUUUCUGGGUUAUCGGAGCGUCCAUGUUUGUAAUAUCUCUUCAUGCCGCUUUUUACAAUAUUGAUGCAAUAGUCACAGAGGAUUCUGAAGAUCAGUUUGCUUUACUAGAAGAAGUUUAAGUGCCUUUUUGUAUAUAGUAAUACUGCAUACAUACUUAGCAUAUUAGAAUAUUAUCUACUAUUACAUAUCAAUAAUUCUUGAAGUACUUUGAAUUACAUUGAAUGGAAAGAAGAUUCCUUGCUGGGCGAGGGUUAUUUUUAAAUAAAAAAUAUAUGAAUUUUGAUCUGCUAACUAUAGCCUUUAUAUAUGUUAAGUUUAUAUCAAGUUUAUUCAUACUAUGAAAUUAUGUUUGCUGUUCGGCAUUCAAGCAAAUAUAUCUAACAACAUGAUAUACUAAAAAAAAUUCUGUUUUUUACUAGUUUCUCUGGCAAAUUUAAAUUGAUUUUUGUAAAUUAAUUUUUAAAAGGUGGAUAUUAAUUAACUUAUUUACUGAAUCUUUGAAUCUUUUAGUAUAACUAAUAUGUCCUUGAUAAAGGUUCCAAGUUGUCACAGAACCAAGCGAGGUUUGCACAUACAACUAUGAAAUGUAUGAAUUUAUAGCAAUGAAUAUUGGA
Molecule: messenger RNA, 1330 nt
Organism: Ctenocephalides felis (cat flea)
Lineage: Eukaryota; Metazoa; Arthropoda; Insecta; Siphonaptera; Pulicidae
Product: prenylated Rab acceptor protein 1-like
Exons: 4
Coding region: 248-835 (195 amino acids)
Cellular component (GO): Golgi apparatus
Source: RefSeq, a predicted model, not a curated record